AUGGUCAAGGGAAGACAAGGAGAACGAAUUAGGCUUUAUGUCAGGGGCACAGUUCUUGGAUACAAAAGGUCUAAGUCAAAUCAAUACCCAAACACCUCUCUUGUUCAGAUUGAGGGAGUGAACACCAAGGAGGAGGUUGCAUGGUAUGCUGGGAAACGGUUGGCAUACAUUUACAAGGCCAAGGUUAAAAGGGAUGGUAGUCACUAUAGAUGCAUUUGGGGAAAGGUUACUAGACCUCAUGGUAACAGUGGUGUAGUCCGCGCAAAGUUCACGUCGAAUUUGCCACCAAGAUCAAUGGGAGCUAGGGUUAGAGUGUUUAUGUAUCCAAGCAAUAUAUAA
Molecule: messenger RNA, 339 nt
Organism: Lathyrus sativus (Indian pea)
Lineage: Eukaryota; Viridiplantae; Streptophyta; Magnoliopsida; Fabales; Fabaceae
Source: the annotation of a GenBank genome assembly